Messenger RNA from Drosophila grimshawi, 2222 nucleotides. RefSeq names its product myosin-G heavy chain. Gene Ontology annotation, cellular component: nucleus; transcription regulator complex. The record is from RefSeq and is a predicted model, not a curated record. The coding region runs from base 497 to 1867 and encodes 456 amino acids. The transcript is spliced from 5 exons. Lineage: Eukaryota; Metazoa; Arthropoda; Insecta; Diptera; Drosophilidae. Gene Ontology annotation, biological process: regulation of transcription by RNA polymerase II.
CUGUUGCCGAUGCUGCCAAGAAGUGGCAACAGAAAACAUUAUCAGCUGCAAAAUACACAUGCGCAUCUGUACAUAUAACUCAAGCAUACAAUUGAAAAUCAGUUCAAACAAGAAAUUGGCAAAAUAAAACUAGAGCAGCAAAAACGCAUCACAAAUUGAGAGCUAAAUUAGCAUCGCAAACUGUUACGUAAGCUGCGAGAGACAGCCAAAGAGAGUGAGUGGGCAAGCGAGAGAGAGAGACAGAGAGAGAGAAAGAGACGGCAAGAGAGUGCGACAACGUGUGCUAGAAAAAGAGGAAGCUACUUUAAAGGAUUGGUAAGAGUUCAUCUGAAGCGGGCCAACACACACACACACACAGACAACCACACAGAUGACAUGCGCAGUGCGCAUUUGGUAGUGGUUGGUAGCAAAGGAGGCAACAGCAACAACAAACAGCUAAGAGCAUAUUAAGAGAGAGAGUGGGCGAGAGAGAGAGAGAGAGAGAGCUGUUUUGGCCAUGGCCUUUUCGCGGCACAACAUCGAAAAGCGCCGACUCAUCGAGCUAGUUCGACUGAAUCCCAUAUUGUGGGAUUGCCGCCUGCCGCACUACAAACGCUCCGACAAGAAGAAGGCCAUCAAAUGGAACGAACUGGGACGCAUGUUCAAUGUGAAUGGGGAGCGAGUGCAGCGCACCUUCACAUCCCUGCGGGAGAUCUUCCGGCGGGAGCUCAACCACGAGAAGAUGCUGGGCACCACACGCUUCAAGUCAAAGUGGGAGUACUACGAUGCCAUGGCAUUUCUCAAGGAGGUCAUCAGGGAACGCAAAUCUCGUGAGCGCAUUAAGAACAGCGCAAUGGAGUCUAAUCCUAGCAACAACAACAACAACUCGAACAAUGUUACCAGCAACAACAACAAUAAUAAUAACAACAAUGCUAGCAACAUCAGCAACAACAACAACAACAACAAUUCCAAUAGCAAUAACAACAACAACAACAACAAUAGCAUAUCCCAUGAUGAAUAUCAAUAUUUUGCGCCCAGCGAUCCAAACAAUCCCAACAAUCAGCAGCAACCAAACAAAUCGAGCAUACCAAGCGCAUCGCCAGUCAUCCAGCCAGUAAUCCUGCCCAGCAUCAGUCAGUUGCCCGUUGGAUUGCAGCAGCAGGCGCAACAUUUGCAGGCGCUCCAACUGCAGCCGGAUGUGACGCUGACGUCGCUGCAGAAGACGACGCCCACGAUUGUGUUGCCGCUCGCCGUUGCAGCCGUGCCGCCAGCGCCCGCGGCUACGUUGCCUGGCCACGUGCAGCUGUGCAGUAGUUCGCGUUCCUGCAGCAGCUCCCCCUCCAUUUACAUCAAGGACGAGCCGGACUCGCAGGACGAGGCGAGCAGUCGAUCGGCGGUGCGCAAGUCUAGCCGCAAAUUGGUCACAAUUCGAGCGCAGACGAAACAGCAGUUGAAGGCGAGUCUCCAGGCCGCGCCCAAAGUGGGCGGUGGGGCGGAGCUUUAUGCCACGCCGUCGCCACAUCUGAUUAUCAAUACGAACAACGAGCUAAUCGAUGUGGAUGCUGGCGACUUGGAUGAUGAUGACGAUGACUUGGAAUAUGACGAUGAUGACGACGACGAUAAUGAUACCGAUAACGAUGCCCUUAGGCGACAGGCGGCUCAAUGUCCGCCCAACAUCGCAGUGGAUAUGUUGGGCACCGCUGGUCGUCUCUCACCUGGCAGCAGUUUCACGGCAGUGGGUGGGGCCAGCGCACGUCAUCAGCCGAGUCCGCGGGAGCUGCUCUAUAUUAAAUUUGGUGACUUUCUUGCCGCACGACUGAAUACACUGCACGAAACCGUUGCCAACGAGCUGAUGAACAAGAUUCUGCUGCUAAUUGCUGAGAAGUAAGCAACUGAAGUGACUCGAAAGGAUUUAAUCCGUUCUACCCGUUCUUAAGCGAUGGUGGCGUCUGAACUGAAGCAGUCGAUUGUAGGAGUAGCUAAAUAUCUGGAUUAUCUGGAUGCGUUUAGCGUUUAAAUGAGUCUGUAUUAGUGCCAUAGAAGACAUAUGAUAAUGUAUCAAUAAAUAUAUGAUCUAGUUUCCGAUUUUAUUUAAUCUAAUCUACACAAGUGAACAACUAAAUAUCAAAUGUGAAGAUGUAACAUAGAUAAGUAUAUAGUACGAAUAAAAUAGGUGAGUUUUUUAAGCUUGAACAAAAAAAAUCCAAUGUCAAAGCAGUCAACUAUUUUCAAAUCCAAUAAAA